Molecule: messenger RNA, 4041 nt
Organism: Tripterygium wilfordii
Lineage: Eukaryota; Viridiplantae; Streptophyta; Magnoliopsida; Celastrales; Celastraceae
Product: SAC3 family protein A-like
Exons: 15
Coding region: 309-3479 (1056 amino acids)
Cellular component (GO): nucleus
Source: RefSeq, a predicted model, not a curated record
GCGUUAAACGUUCUGAAAGGGUCACAGACGCUCUCUAAAAUCUCCGUCUGCUUCUCUCUGUCGAUUUAUGUUGGAAUUUGUUCAAUCGUUACUUCUCUGUUGUAUCAGUUACUGCUUGCAUACAGGACAUAUGGACAAACAAAUCAUUUGUUGAUAUUCUUUUGUAUUGUUGUUUUUUUAUUCUUUUUUAUAUCUCGAUUAGUUUUGUGAUUUUUAAUUCCGCUCGCGAUCUAUCCCGCCUAAGCAUUGACAAGUUCCCUUUGCUCCGACGUCGAAUUUUGGUUCAUCGUUUGAAGGAUGCUCAUGAUAUGAUGAACCAAGGAAGCAAUAUGCAGACUGUAGCUCCGGCAGGUCCAAAUUCGCUUGAGACUAGACAUGUUACUGAUGCAAGCCAAGGUCAGACACCUUCAUAUUUUCCCUCCAUGACUAGUUCUGAAGCUGUAUUGUGGACCUUGCCUACGGCGGAUAAUCAAUCUGUGGAGAAUGGAACUCCAAGUUCUGGUUAUCAAUAUGAGCAGCAGCACUUGGGAAACAUCCAAGAUGGGUCAAAUGCAACAUCUGUUGUCAGUUCAUCAAGUUUAGGAAUAACAAAUGCUUCACAAGUGUACAAUGGCUAUGCGUCAUACCCGAAUUCUUCAGAUCCAUAUGGUUAUGCAAACACAGGAUACCCAGGUUACUAUGGCAGUUAUCAACAGCAAACCAAUCCAUCAUAUGCUCGGCCUGCAGGAGCAUAUCAAAACACAGGUGCUCCUCAUCAGCCUAUUUCCUCAUUUCAGAAUACAGGGUCUUAUGCUGGGCCUGCAAGUUAUUCUGGCACUCACUACAAUCCUGGUACUUAUCAGACAGCUGGAGCUUACCCAAGUGGCGGUUAUAGUAAUCAGACUACUGUGUGGAAUGAAGGAAAUUAUGCAAACUAUGCACCUCAUCAGUACUUGAACUAUGCUUCAGACACAACAGGUGCAUAUAGUUCUGGUACUGCUGCUGCUACUUCUCAACAAUAUCAACAGCAACAGCAUUACCAACAAUGGGCAGACUACUCCAGUCAGACGGAAGUCACUUGUGCUCCUGGCACUGAAAAUUUGUCUGUUGCUAGUACAUCUAACCAGGGAUUUUCAGCUCCUAGCACCAGUGUCGUGUAUCCAACUUCAAACAGUCAGCCACCUCCAUCUUCCAAUCCAUCUUGGAGACCGGACUCUGGUUCGUCUGAGUUGCCCUCAUUGCAGGUGCUGAUAUAUUAUGCUUUUGGACUUCGGGGCUGUCAUAUAUUUUACUGUAUUCUUUUCAAUAUUGAUGGGUUGGUGGAAGCUUUCAUCAGUUAUCGUCCCAAUGCAGCAGCUUGCAGUUCACAUGAUAGUUACUGGAAACAGGGGGUUCCAAGCUUUCCAAAUCACCAUGAUAGUCCUAUACAAACACACUUCCAAAAACCUUUAGAUUCACAAAAUUCUUAUAAUAAUUUUCAGGAUCAACAGAAGAGUGCAUAUGCUCAGGUACCCAGUUCACAGUAUCCUGCUCCUCAUCGGGUGCCCCAGAGUUAUCAAUCUUCCCAUCAGGUGCCUCAGAGUUAUCAAUCUUCGCAUCAGGUACCCCAGAGUUAUCAACCUCCUCCUCUGGUGUCCCAGACUUACCAGUCACCUCAGUCCCAGGAUUACCAAUCGCCUCAGCAGAGUGGUCCUUCUUUAGAUUUGCGAAGGGGAACCAAAAUGCAGAUUCCAACGAAUCCUAGAAUUGCUUCAAAUUUGGGUUUACCAAAAAGUGAUAAGGAUAGCUCUACAGCCAGUGCGGCAGCAAAACCUGCUUAUAUUAGUGUGUCGCUGCCAAAGCCAAAUGAUAAGGUGUCGUCUAAUGAUGCUGUUGAUUGCAUCAUUAAGCCUGAUUCGUUCCCCAAGUCACUACGUGGUUAUGUUGAAAGAGCUUUAGCUCGCUGUAAAGAUGAUGCACAAAUGGCUGCUUGUCAGGCUGCAAUGAAGGGGAUUAUAACAAAGGCAACUGCUGAUGGUACUCUUCAUACUCGUGACUGGGAUACUGAGCCUCUUUUUCCAUUACCAAACCCAGAUAUAGCCAAUAAGGACAAUUUUCAUUAUGCAACUCCUGUUUCUUCUUUACCCAAGUUUAAAAGGAGUCCCAGUAAGCGAUCAAAAAGUAGAUGGGAGCCGUUACCGGAGGAGAAAUCAGUUGUCAAACCACUUUCUGUCAGUAACGAGACUGUAAAAUAUGGUGGUUGGGACAGAAAGCCAUUAAGUGCCAAUUCCAAGAAAACUGCAAGCAAAAAUGCCCAGAGACGAGUGAAGAAGCAGCGUUUAGCUGAUGCUUUUAAUGCUGCUGAUAAUGGUGAUGCAUCAAGUGACAGUGAUAAGGAACAGAGUUUAACAGCAUAUUAUUCUGGUGCAAUAGCACUUGCAAAUUCACCAGAGGAAAGAAAGAGACGUGAAGACCGCUCUAAGCGUUUUGAAAAGGGGCAGGGACAUCGAGCAGAAAUUAAUUACUUCAAAGCAAAACAAGUGGGAACUGAAAACUUAUUCAACAGAAGGGCUAGUGCCUUGGUGCAUAGCAAAAGCUUCGAUGAUGGUGCUAUCAAGGCUGUUGAAGACAUUGACUGGGAUGCGCUGACUGUUAAGGGGACCUGCCAGGACAUUGAGAAACGCUAUCUACGCCUUACUUCUGCACCUGAUCCAUCCGCUGUAAGACCAGAAGAAGUGCUCGAAAAAGCUCUUCUUAUGGUUCAAAAUUCUCAAAAGAACUAUCUUUACAAAUGUGACCAAUUGAAGUCUAUUCGCCAAGAUUUAACUGUUCAAAGAAUACACAAUCAACUAACUGUCAAGGUGUAUGAGACUCAUGCUCGAUUAGCACUGGAAGUUGGUGACUUGCCUGAGUACAAUCAGUGCCAAUCACAGCUGAUGACCCUUUAUGCUGAAGGAAUUGCAGGAUGCAAUAUGGAAUUUGCAGCAUACAACUUACUGUGUGUUAUUUUGCACUCUAAUAACAACAGAGAUGUCCUAUCGUCAAUGUCAAGAUUAUCAGAUAAGGCAAAGCAAGAUGAAGCUGUUAAACAUGCACUUGCUGUUCGUGAAGCAGUCACUUCAGGGAAUUACGUUAUGUUCUUCAAACUAUACAAAAGCGCUCCGAACUUGAAUGCUUGCCAUAUGGAUCUUUAUGUUGAAAAGAUGCGAUAUAAGGCUGUGAGUUGCAUGACUCGGUCCUAUCGCCCUACUGUACCGGUUUCAUACAUAGCAAAUGUUCUUGGCUUCAUCAGUGUCUUGCCUACAAAUGAAGUCAGUCCAGAGGUUUCAGAUGGGCUAGAGGAGUGUGUGGAAUGGUUGAAGGCACAUGGUGCAUGCCUUACUGCAGAUACUAGUGGAGAGUUGCAGCUUGAUACAAAGGCAUCAUCUUCUAGUCUCUACAUGCCAGAGCCUGAUGACGCCGUGGCCCAUGGAGAUGCCAGUUUAGCUGUUAAUGAUUUUCUGGCACGGACUUCUUUAUAGCUAGGGUGAAUAUACUUGAACCGUACACGAAAGAGCUAGGGUGGAAAAUAUGCUACCCUCAUGGCACCACUUAGAGGGGGUUUUACUAGACAGUACACGAAAGAACUAGGGUGGAAAAUAUGCUACCCUCAUGGCACUACUUAGAGGGGGUUUCACUGGACACUUGGAGGCUUGUACCUCUGGAUAAGGCAGAUCGAUAUGUAUGAAGUGAAUAGGAAAUGAAAAAGAAAUCAUAUUUCUAGGUCAUUUUCCCCUAGAAAUUGUUCUAACAAGAUGAUGGCACAAGGGGAUAGAACGAGCAUUGGUUUUUCUUUCUCAACUUAAUAUGAUGGAAAGUGGCUGAUUCUUUCUUGGUGAAGAGAACAUUUUAACUCUUGUUUAGAAUUAGAAAGUUAAGUAUCAUCUAAUUGUUGUGUGUUUAUUAUUAAAUCUACAGUUUCACCAGUUUUCACGAUCACUUCAGAUUUAUUUAUUCACUUUAAUCUCUGUCAUUGUAAACACACUGUAAUUACAUCUAACUUGUGACUGUUUUGGAAUGGCGUUGGAAUGAAACUUUUGACAC